CAAAUUGGGCGUGAUUCUCGUGGGUCGAGCUAAGAGAGGGAGAGGGAGAGGGAGAGAUGGAGAAGGCUUCCUCAAUCAUCAGCUCCAUUUUCGGCAGCACUCCAUCAGAAGCAGAAGCAAAAAUCACUUCAAUAUUCGUAUAUCCCAUCAAGUCAUGCAGAGGAAUCUCCGUUCCUCAAGCCUCCAUCACUUCCACUGGAUUUCGAUGGGACAGACAUUGGGUGGUUGUCAAUUCCAAAGGAAGGGCAUAUACCCAAAGAGUUGAACCAAAGCUUGCUCUGGUUGAGGUAGAGCUGCCAAAGGAGGCAUUUAAUGAGGGUUGGGAGCCUACACAAGGUUCAUAUUUAGUAUUAAGGGCCCCCGGAAUGAAUUUGUUGAAGGUACAAUUGAGUAAAAACUGUGAACCAAUUGAUGGCAUCACUGUAUGGGAGUGGUCUGGUUCUGCAUUGGAUGAGGGAGCUGAAGCAUCAGAGUGGUUUUCAAAGUAUCUCGGGAAACCCAGUCGUUUAGUGCGUUUCAAUACAGCAUCAGAAACUAGGGCUGUGGAUCCUAAUUUUGCUCGGGGAUACAAAACUAUGUUUUCUGAUGAAUAUCCUUUCUUGUUGAUAUCCCAGGGAUCAUUGAAUGCAUUGAAUGAACGUCUUGCUGAGCCCUUACCAAUCAAUCGCUUCCGACCCAACAUUCUUGUUGAUGGAUGCGGACCAUUCUCAGAGGACUUGUGGACGGUACUGAAAAUUAACAACCUAACAUUUAAUGGAGUCAAGCUAUGCGCGCGCUGUAAGGUACCCACAAUCAAUCAAGAGAAUGGAAUUGCGAGCACUGAGCCAACAGAAACACUGAUGAAGAUUCGGUCAGAUAAAGUCUUACGCCCAACCAGAAAUCAACGUGGAAAGGUGUACUUUGGUCAGAAUUUGGUCUGCAAAGAGUCCCUCUCUACUUCAGGGAAAGGAAAGGUUAUUAAAGUCGGCGAUCCUGUUUACGUCCUCAAAAAGGUCUCUUCUAGUGCAGACGCACCCGCCUGAUUGCAGGUAGGGAAGGUGAUUGUAGCUUUGUAUGGUUCGGUGGACCACCACCAGUAUUUUGGAGCUUAUAUAUUGCCAAAUAAGCAUGUAAUGUAUAUUAUCCAAUAAGAAGGAUGGCCCAUAAUCAGGAACUGUAUUAUGCUUAAUUAUACAUUCUAGUCUCCAACUUAA
This is a messenger RNA of Magnolia sinica, 1193 nucleotides long. RefSeq lists its product as uncharacterized. The record is from RefSeq and is a predicted model, not a curated record. Bases 57 to 1022 code for a protein of 321 amino acids. The transcript has 8 exons. Lineage: Eukaryota; Viridiplantae; Streptophyta; Magnoliopsida; Magnoliales; Magnoliaceae. Gene Ontology annotation, molecular function: pyridoxal phosphate binding; molybdenum ion binding; catalytic activity.